Messenger RNA from Suillus subalutaceus, 687 nucleotides. RefSeq lists its product as uncharacterized. Lineage: Eukaryota; Fungi; Basidiomycota; Agaricomycetes; Boletales; Suillaceae. The record is from RefSeq and is a predicted model, not a curated record. The transcript is spliced from 7 exons. The coding region runs from base 1 to 687 and encodes 228 amino acids.
AUGCAUUACAAUGUCCACAGCCCUUUAGACGUUCAAAUCCAGAUGCAGAACCUGAAGAGCUCGAAGCCAGAGAUUCCCACGCCUCGCCAUCAAUUCUAUUCCUGGCAGACAAUGAUGUCGAUGAGCUACCGUAUCUCAAAUGGAUUCGCCAAAGACUUGAAUGCCACAGCAACUCCAUCUAUCACUGAGACUGUAUCUGAGGAACCACCAUGUGGAGCCACGCAUGCUCACCGUCUACUCGCAGUCACUGAAGUUUGUCACGAUUGUGUCUCACUUACCACCAUACAACUCACCAUCAUUAGUGCUGUGAGAAGCCUGCAGGGCACCACACCAUAUGGCGCACCACAAGAUAUCGUCCUCGACAACCUUGUUAAGCUUGCACAUGCAACACCAAAUCAAUUCCUGUCAAAUGUAGCUUGGCUUCUUCAAGAGGCAUACUUGUUUUCGCCUUUGGAUGAUGGGCGUCUGGCAGCCACGCCCCCUCUUACUUGUAGUCGGUGGCUUGUAGACACCACCAUCAAAGACAUUGUGUACAUCAACCUGUCUCCAGCUGCCCGCAAAAUUCCAGAUUUGCAUAGGCUGUCCAUGUUCGUGGAGAUUGUUGUCCAACAUGGUCACAACGUCCUAUACCUCGAUGACGCAGAGCGGGGCAUGGCUUUGGCUGACUUUGUAAUUGGGCAACUCUGA